Anolis sagrei ordinatus is the source of this 1323-nucleotide messenger RNA. NCBI's taxonomy places the organism in Eukaryota, Metazoa, Chordata, Lepidosauria, Squamata, Anolidae. The record is from RefSeq and is a predicted model, not a curated record.
CCCGUGAUAAUGCGGCAUGUCAGGUGGUGCAAUACCGGCUAAACAUUUUGAUGAUGAGGAAGGAAUCCUAUGUGGGUAUGAAAGAUAUACGUAUCGCUUUGGGUGCCUCUCUUCCUCCAGGUUCCUCGAUGAGUACGCCAAGCAUAAUUUGACCUUCUGGGCCGUGACGGCCGAGAAUGAGCCGACAGCUGGGCUGAUCGAUGGCUACCCUUUCCAAUGCUUGGGCUUCACGGCUGAGCAGCAACGAGACUUCAUUGCCCUGGACCUGGGGCCGGCCCUAGCAAACAGCUCCCACAAGGACAUCCGUCUCAUCAUCCUAGAUGACAACCGGGUGCAUCUGCCCCACUGGGCCAAAGUGGUGCUGAGUGGAGACAGCAAGGCCUACCGCUACGUCCAUGGCAUCGGUGUCCACUGGUACCUAGACUUCAUCGCUCCCAUUGCGGACACAGUGGCGAUCACGCAUCAGCUCUAUCCGGACUAUUUUGUGAUUUCGACAGAAGCCUGUGCUGGAGCACACUUCUGGGAGAAGGAUGUCAUGCUCGGCUCUUGGGAUCGGGGCAACCAGUACAGCCGCAGCAUCUUGGCGAACCUCAACAACCACGUUACAGGCUGGGUCGACUGGAACCUGGCUCUGAAUUUAGAAGGGGGCCCCAACUGGGUCAAGAACUUUGUGGACAGUCCGAUCAUCGUGGACGCGGCCAACGACGUCUUCUACAAACAGCCCAUGUUCUACCACAUGGGGCACUUCAGUAAAUUCAUCCCAGAAGGCUCCCAGCGGGUUGGCUUGACCGUCAUCCAGAAAUGCCUGGGUUGCAACUUGGAGCAUGUGGCCGCCCUUCGCCCCGAUGGGUCAGCCGUGAUGGUUGUCCUCAACCGAUCCGGCUUGAAUGUCUCCUUUGGGAUUUCCGAUCACGCCGGCAUGAUCCUGACCGAAAUCCCUGCCAACUCCAUUCAGACCUAUCUCUGGAGGCGCGGAUGAUGACGUUGGCCCACGGUUGACGCCUUGGAGGGCAGGGCAGGGACGGGAGCGCUCUCGAGGUUUGCCGUCGCCUUUGGGAACUCUUUCUUGGCAUUCACCAAAACUUGGCCUACCUCAUUUGCUUUCCAUGCCAAAGCCGAGGGCUGGCAUGAGCCAAGGGAACGGCACAUCCGGACCAUACUUUCUGCAGGCUUGGAAAAUUGCUAGUUGUAUAUCCUCAACCAAAAUGAAGGAGCCGGGAUUGGCAUUCCGAUCUAGAAGGGAAGCAAUGUGUUCCCUUUGUCUGCUUCUUGGGAAUCAUUUCCAAUAUCUAUACACAUAAUAAAAGUGAAAAUAUGUAUGUA